AUGCCUCUCUCAAGCCACGUCAACCCAGAGGACAUUGUCCAACGGCUCCAAGCAACCCACAUCACACCUGCUGGACACACUAACCUCCUCAACAAUGCCACUUCAGCACACAUCCAGCCAUAUGACAGUCGCUACACCAGCCAAACAAACAUCCCCAAGUACAAGAUUCCAGACGAGGGUGCCCCGGGAGACACCGUUUUUCAGAUGAUCAGGGAUGAAUUGGAUCUUGACGGAAAGCCCAACCUUAACCUGGCGAGUUUCGUCGGUACCUGGAUGGAGCCCAACGCCACCCAGCUCAUGCAGGAGAAUCUGUCCAAGAACCUUUCCGAUGCAGAUGAGUACCCUGCCAUGAUGGACAUGCAUCAGCGCUGCAUCAGCAUCAUCUCGCACCUGUGGGGCGUCCAGCCCGGCGAAAAAGCUAUCGGUUCUGCAACCACCGGUUCGUCAGAGGCCAUCCACCUCGGCGGUCUCGCCAUGAAGCGGAGAUGGCAGAUCAAGCGCAAGGAGCAGGGCAAGGACUCAUCGAAGCCCAACAUUCUCAUGGGCUCCAACGCGCAGGUUGCGUUGGAAAAGUUCGCUCGCUACUUUGACGUCGAGGCGCGCAUCUUGCCCGUCAGCAAGAAGAGCCACUACCGUCUGGAUCCCGACCUUGUGAGAGAGAACGUUGACGAGAACACCAUUGGCGUCUUCGUCAUCCUUGGCAGCACUUACACGGGCCACUACGAGCCCGUUGAGGAGAUUUCCCAGAUCCUCGACAAGUACCAGGAGGAGACUGGCAUCGAUAUCCCCAUCCACGUCGACGCUGCGUCUGGCGGCUUCAUUGCCCCUUUCACCCACGCAGGCGUUGGCGGAUCCAAGUGGAACUUCGAGCUCCCUCGUGUCAAGUCAAUCAACGUCUCUGGCCACAAGUACGGCCUUGUCUACGCCGGUCUUGGCUGGAUCAUUUGGCGCGACCAGUCCUUCUUGCCAGAGGACCUCAUCUUCGAGCUGCAUUACCUAGGCGGCACCGAAAAGUCCUUCACUUUAAACUUCUCCCGCCCGGGCGCCCAAGUCAUUGUCCAGUACUACAAUCUUAUUCACCUAGGCUUUGACGGCUAUCGUUCUAUCAUGGAGAACUGUCUCUCCAACGCUCGCCUUCUUGCCGAGAGCCUCGAAGCCACGGGUUGGUACACUGUCGUAUCCGACAUUCACCGCCGUGCCCCUCAAAAGGCUACUAGCGGUGCCGUGAAGUCUGUCGUCAAUCAGGCGGCUAGCACCGUCGGAGGCGAAAACGUUGCGCCGGGAGAGACGUCUGCUGACUACGUCGCCGGGCUCCCUGUCGUCUCUUUCCGCCUGACGGACGAGUUCAAGCAGAAGUACGGGCACAUCAAGCAGGAGACCAUCUCCCUCAUGCUUCGUGCCCGCGGCUGGAUCAUUCCCAACUACCCGCUCCCGCCUAACGAGGAGAAGAUUGAGAUUCUUCGAGUGGUGGUCCGCGAGACCAUGACCUUUGACCUGCUCGAGCACCUGGUCACGGACAUCGCCGACGUUACGGAGACGCUCAUCGGGAACGAUGAGAUCGAUCUGCAAGUUCUGAGGAAGCACCACAGCCGCAAACGGGUGCGCGUCAAGGGUGACGAGGAGAAACACAAGAAGAACGAGGGUGCUGAGGGCGCAAGCAAGGAGGUCAGGUCGAUGAAGGACGGUAUCCACCGUGCCGUGUGUUAA
Colletotrichum spaethianum is the source of this 1707-nucleotide messenger RNA. RefSeq names its product glutamate decarboxylase. Lineage: Eukaryota; Fungi; Ascomycota; Sordariomycetes; Glomerellales; Glomerellaceae. The transcript has 4 exons. Gene Ontology annotation, biological process: L-glutamate catabolic process. Gene Ontology annotation, molecular function: glutamate decarboxylase activity; pyridoxal phosphate binding. The coding region runs from base 1 to 1707 and encodes 568 amino acids. The record is from RefSeq and is a predicted model, not a curated record. Gene Ontology annotation, cellular component: cytosol.